Cebus imitator (Panamanian white-faced capuchin) is the source of this 4242-nucleotide messenger RNA. RefSeq names its product myotubularin related protein 8 (gene MTMR8). NCBI's taxonomy places the organism in Eukaryota, Metazoa, Chordata, Mammalia, Primates, Cebidae. The coding region runs from base 108 to 2117 and encodes 669 amino acids. Gene Ontology annotation, cellular component: nuclear envelope. Gene Ontology annotation, biological process: dephosphorylation; negative regulation of autophagy. The record is from RefSeq and is a predicted model, not a curated record. The transcript has 13 exons. Gene Ontology annotation, molecular function: phosphatidylinositol-3,5-bisphosphate phosphatase activity.
ACCGGGAGGGCGGGGGUAGAAACCCGGGUUGGGGCCCAAGGCGGUUAGAGCGGUGGCGGCGGCAUCCGGAGUAGCACUGAGAUCUUCCGGCGGCGGGAACUGGGGUCAUGGAUCAUAUCACGGUACCCAAGGUAGAAAAUGUGAAAUUGUUGGAUCGUUAUGUGAGUAAGAAACCAGCUAAUGGGAUUCUUUAUCUUACUGCAACCCACCUGAUCUAUGUGGAGGCUUCCGGUACAGCACGGAAAGAAACAUGGAUUGCACUCCAUCACAUUGCCACUGUGGAGAAGUUACCCAUCACUAGUCUGGGCUGUCCCCUAACACUCCGCUGCAAGAACUUCCGGGUGGCCCAUUUUGUCUUAGACUCUGACCUUGUGUGCCAUGAGGUUUAUAUUUCACUACUCAAGCUUUCUCAGCCAGCAUUACCUGAAGAUCUUUAUGCUUUUUCUUACAAUCCCAAAUUCUCAAAAGAGAUGAGGGAAAGUGGAUGGAGACUGAUUGACCCAAUAUCAGACUUUGGGCGUAUGGGAAUACCCAACAGAUACUGGACUAUAACAGAUGCCAACAGAAACUAUGAGAUAUGUAGCACCUACCCUCGUGAAAUAGUGGUUCCUAAAUCUGUUACCUUGGGAACGGUGGUUGGAAGUUCAAAAUUCAGAAGUAAAGAACGUGUCCCUGUGCUCUCCUACCUCUGCAAAGAGAACAGUGCUGCCAUUUGCCGCUGUAGCCAGCCUCUCUCUGGAUUUUACACUCGCUGUGUAGAUGAUGAGCUCUUGUUGGAGGCGAUUAGCCAAACAAACCCAGGGAGCCAGUUUAUGUAUGUUGUAGACACAAGACCAAAGUUGAAUGCCAUGGCCAACCGAGCAGCUGGGAAAGGGUAUGAAAAUGAAGACAACUAUGCCAACAUUCGCUUCAGAUUCAUGGGCAUUGAGAACAUCCAUGUGAUGCGGAACAGUCUGCAGAAACUUUUGGAAGUUUGUGAAUUGAAAACUCCAACAAUGAGUGAAUUUCUUAGCGGCCUGGAGAGCUCAGGGUGGUUAAGACACAUUAAAGCUAUUAUGGAUGCUGGAAUUUUCAUUACAAAGGCAGUAAAGGUAGAAAAGGCCAGUGUCUUAGUCCAUUGUUCUGAUGGGUGGGACCGCACAGCACAAGUCUGCUCGGUGGCCAGCAUCCUCCUAGAUCCAUUUUAUAGGACAUUCAAAGGACUCAUGAUCUUGAUAGAGAAGGAAUGGAUAUCCAUGGGCCACAAGUUUUCCCAAAGGUGUGGCCACUUCGAUGGAGACUCUAAAGAAGUGUCCCCUGUCUUCACCCAGUUCCUAGACUGUAUUUGGCAAUUAAUGGAACAGUUUCCUUGUGCCUUUGAGUUUAAUGAAAACUUCCUGCUGGAGAUCCAUGACCAUGUUUUCUCCUGCCAAUUUGGAAACUUCCUUGGAAACUGCCAGAAGGAUCGGGAAGAUCUAAGAAUCUAUGAGAAAACACAUUCUUUAUGGCCUUUCUUGGUUCAGAGGAAAUCAGACUUCAGGAACCCUCUCUAUAAAGGCUUCACUAUGUAUGGGGUACUCAAUCCCAGUACUGUGCCCUACAACAUUCAGCAGAAACUAAAAGCCCGUGAUGAGCCACCAGAAGAGAUCUGUACCUGCUCUCAAUUAGGAAACUUACUAUCCCAACAUCUGGGAAGUCCUUUGACCAAUCCUCUUGGCUUUAUGGGUAUUGAUGGAGACCUGAAUACCUUGAUGGAGAAUGGCACCCUCUCCAGGGAAGGAGGCCUCCGAGCUCAGAUGGAUCAAGUAAAAAGCCAGUGUGCAGACUUCCACCAUGACUGUUGUGGGAUUGUGGGCAGCCUUAGGGCCAUAAAUAUCUAUGGGGAUGUGGGCAUCUCUGGAGACAGAGGCAUCUCUGGAGACAUGAGUACCUCUGAGACUACAGAGUUCUCCAGAGACUUAGGAAUCUCUGGGGCCAUGGACAUCUCUGAGGCCACGGGUAUCUCUGGAAACAUGGGUAUUUCUGAGGCCAGGGGUUUAUCUGGAGACCUGGGUUUCCCUGGGGAUAUGGGCAUCUUGGGAGACACAGGCAUCUCCAAGGCCAGCACCAAUGAGGCAGACUACUCCAAGCAGCAGUGAAUUAGUUACUCAUCUGCUUCCAUGCUAGGUACACCUACAGCAGCUACAAUGAUUAUUGUCCCAGAGAGGGCUCUGCUACUUUUCCAAUUGGUUUAAGUGGGUGAGGCCAGGGCACCCCUCUUCCCACUUAAGAGUCUAGAAGGAAAUUACUUUACUGAUUAAGUGACCAAUAUGUUCAUAUUAAGCAGUACAGAGUAUAGCCAAGGCAAAGAAUAUGUUAUUGUUCUAAAAUGGGAUUUAACUAUAGAAAUGUUGCCUCUCAGCUGAGACAUGUAUUAAACUGGUUCUACUAUCUGUUUUCCUUAAUGAUUGACCUCCCCUAUUUUCUACCCUCACUGAUGUAAUGUGAGAGUGAAUGGAAGUAUUUUCACAAUGGUCAAUAACGACCCAUUUGAGGGGAUGGAGAGAUGGUAUACACCAGGUAACUAAAUUGCAGAAUAUAUUAAAAGAAAAUUUUACUUUCAGGUAUUCUUAAGUCAUGAGAUGUUAGCUAACAUUAUUGCUAAUGGAGACAUACAAUAUUUCCCUGAGAAAGAAAUCAAAAUGAUGCUUAAUUGUUAGCAUGAGUGCAUGGGUGUUUGGUGGUUUGAAACAUGUAAGGAAAGUUUUCUUAAGUUAUGACACUUGCUCUCUCCAACCCACACCCCACCUAGGUCUUGUUAUAAUACUUAGCCAGUUCCCUUUUUCAUAGAUGGCUCAUAGGUAAACUUGAAUCCACUACAGUCUGAAAUUAUAAAUUUCAAAUUAAUGAGUUUUGUAUUAAUAACAUUGAUUAAUAGCAUUCUCAGCAUCGGUUCAGGAAGUAAUUGAAAAUCUUGGUGCUUCAGACUCAGACUGAGACAUGGUCUAUGUGCUUAUCUGGGUUUUUGCAAAAUACAUCCCGUUUUGGGUCUUUUUAUGAAGACAAGUGGUUUCCCUUAUCUGGAUAUCACAUGAGAUUUUUGGAUUUUUUUGGCACAAUUGGCCCUACUUUUAAAUCUGGUAGGUUUAUCACCUUGUGCUAAUGUACACUUUUGAAUAAAGUCCAUUCUGAUAGCAUAUACAGAUACUCCUGGGGAAAGAGAUGUAUUUUUAUUUAAACAUCAGAUUUUCUCCUAGAGCUUGAUAUACUUGAUGGGGUUUUCAUCUUUCCUAUUGGAUAUUUAGUCAUGAUUUUGCCACUUCCACAUACUGAGAGUAGGAUAGGCCUUGGUCAGUUUGGAUCAUGCUCUGUAUAUUCUCAGCAAUUCCAGAACUCUUAAUGCCAACAGAAUACAGGUCCUCAACCAAAAUGUCUUUUCCAAAUACUCUAUAUUUGGCUUAAGCUAAAAAAUUAGAUGACUUAAAGAGGCAUCUCUUGAUUUUCACAUCCAGUUGUGCACAUAGAAAUCUCUAGAGGAUUUAGGUGCUUUCCUUCAAAAAAUCUCUAAAGGCUUAGGUGCUUUUCUUUGAAAGAAAAGGGGUACUUUUUAAGGGUUUAAUUUAUGUGCAGGAGAGGAAUACCAGGAUAGCUCCUUGAUUUCUUUUCCCUAGCUAAACUAUUUACCCAAAACAACCUCUUUUGUGGAAGAACUCUAAAUCAUUUUGGUUGUCUUUUUUUAAUAUAUAAAUGGAGUCAUUUUUCUGUUUAUUUCCUCUUGGUAACUGUUUUAAUUCUUUGUUUUUAAAGAACGCUUAAUUUAUUUGGAACUUUCCCAUUAAUAAAUAGGGCCAUAUCUUACUUACAUCUUUUUGAUAGCUGCCUUGAUCUUAUAAUUUUAAAGCAUGAGGAUGAUUUCCUUUUGUAUCUCUGUUGUCCUCCUCUUUCCAUGAUUUAGUCCUUACUUUAUAUAAACUAAAUCAUCAUUUGACUUCUUUUGGAAAAUAAAACAGGGUUUGUACACACCAUUUUGAUCUGGAAGUUACUUGUAAUUCUGGCUUUGUGAAGGACGUUGCCAAAAAGGAUGACGGUACCAAUCUGCCACCAGUGAGCCAUUCUGGAGCUUGCUCCCACACCUUUCUCCCAUAUCUCAAUUUGUAUUUUGCAGUCCAUUAAUUAGCAUGAUGUUCUGGAUAGAGUGUGUUGAGUUUUCAGGGAAGAAAGUAAAAAGGUAAAUGGUAAGACAGAGUAGUUUUUGCAAAUAAAAAAAAUUAAGCCUUAAAUAAU